Messenger RNA from Oncorhynchus kisutch (coho salmon), 3589 nucleotides. RefSeq names its product vac14 homolog (S. cerevisiae) (gene vac14). Gene Ontology annotation, biological process: phosphatidylinositol biosynthetic process. The transcript has 20 exons. Gene Ontology annotation, cellular component: PAS complex; endosome membrane. The coding region runs from base 292 to 2703 and encodes 803 amino acids. The record is from RefSeq and is a predicted model, not a curated record. Lineage: Eukaryota; Metazoa; Chordata; Actinopteri; Salmoniformes; Salmonidae.
AACCGCCCUUCAAGGAAGUCAUGUGAGCCAGGAAAUAUGGCUACAUGAGAAAGUCUAUUAGGACCGAUCGCUGCAUAUUAUCAAUAGGUAUCUUUGCGACGAUCAUCUUGCCACGCUCCGUCGUGACAGGUUAUCCCAGGCUUCGAAGUCUGCUAUUCCCAGGUUUGGUAUCGGGGGUUGUUUUCUGUAAGUGAUUUGCGUCGUUAUUGGAAUAGUUUAGGGCGAGUUUAUGAAACAACGUUCCCCUUAUCAUUAACCGAACUGUCAAGUUCCCAGCUAAAGCCUCUGAAAAUGAACACCGAGAAAGACUUCUCGCCUUUGACCCCAAAUAUUGUCAGAGCACUCAACGACAAACUGUACGAGAAGAGGAAGGUUGCUGCUCUAGAGAUUGAAAAACUGGUGAGGGAGUUUGUGGCUCAGAACAACUCUACCCAGAUUAGACAUGUUAUCCAGAUACUGGCCUCAGAGUUCGCCCUGUCCCAGCACCCUCACAGCCGCAAAGGAGGCCUCAUCGGCCUGGCAGCAUGCUCCAUUGCCCUGGGAAAGGACUCCGGGCUGUACCUGAAGGAGCUUAUCGAGCCCGUACUCACCUGCUUUAAUGAUUCAGACAGCAGACUGCGGUACUAUGCCUGUGAGGCGCUCUACAACAUAGUAAAAGUGGCCAGGGGAGCUGUGUUACCCCACUUCAACGUGCUCUUCGACGGCCUCAGCAAGCUUGCUGCAGAUCCUGACCCCAAUGUGAAGAGUGGCUCUGAACUCCUUGACAGACUAUUGAAGGACAUUGUGACGGAGAGUAACAAGUUUGACCUGGUGGCGUUUGUCCCCCUGCUGCGUGAGAGAAUCUACUCCAAUAACCAGUAUGCCCGUCAAUUCAUCAUAUCCUGGAUAUUAGUUCUGGAAUCUGUUCCGGACAUCAACCUCCUGGACUACUUGCCAGAAAUCCUUGAUGGACUCUUCCAGAUCUUAGGGGACAGCAGCAAAGAGAUUCGGAGGACGUGUGAAGUUGUCUUGGGCGAGUUCCUGAAGGAGAUCAAGAAGACUCCCUCUAGUGUCAAGUUUGCAGAGAUGGCCAACAUCCUGGUCAUCCAUUGCCAGGUUUCUGAUGAGUCCAAACUCACCAAUGACCUAAUCCAGUUGACAGCCAUGACGUGGAUGAGGGAGUUUAUCCAGCUGGCAGGGAGGGUGGUCCUGCCCUACUCCUCUGGCAUCCUGACUGCUGUCCUGCCCUGCCUGUCCUACGACGACCGCAAAAAGAGCACCAAAGAAGCUGCCAGUGCCUGUAACCACAGCCUGAUGAAGCUGGUGACCCCUGAAGAUGAUGAGGAUGAAGAAGAAACUGGAAGCGGUGACAGCCAACCCAGAGAAGACAGCCCGCCAAAGACCGAGGGGGACACUAACGAUAUGCUCAACGCGUCACAGGAGUCUGUGGGUUUCAGCAACAUCUGCUUCUUCACUCCCACAAGGAAAACAGUCCUGCAUGAAAGUCCCUGUUCUGAUGACUGUGAUCUCUCUCCGUUCCCGAUUGCUGACCGGUCACAGGUGACCCUUGACCUUGAUGGGAUAGUUCAGGUGCUGGACCGCCACCUGCAUGACGCCUCCACCGGCAUGAUGACCCGCAUCGCCGUGCUCAAGUGGCUGUACCACCUCUACAUCAAGACACCUCGCAAAAUGUUCCGGCACACAGACAGUCUGUUCCCCAUGUUGCUGAAGACCCUCUCUGAUGAGUCUGAUGAGGUCAUUCUUAAGGACCUGGAGGUUCUGGCUGAGAUUGCGUCAUCCCCAGCAGGACAGACCGAUUCCUCAGGCUCCUGUGAUAAUUCUGACAGCAAACUGGAGCUUCAGGUUCCUGAUGGGGCCAAGGCAGGCCCACAGACAGUCGUGGGUGACUCGUCGCCCUCCACCCCCAGCAUGAACUCUUACUUCUACAAGUUCAUGAUCAACCUCCUGAAGCGCUUCUGCCUAGAGAGAAAGCUGCUGGAGAACAGAGGAGCCUUCAUUAUCAGGCAGUUGUGUCUGCUUCUGCAUGCAGAGAACAUAUUCCACUCCAUGGCAGACAUCCUGUUGAAGGAAGAGGACCUGAAGUUUGCAUCCACCAUGGUGCAGACGCUCAACACCAUCCUGCUCACCUCUGCAGAGCUCUUUCAGCUGCGCAACCAGCUCAAGGACCUGCGCACACAGGAGAGUUGUGCCCUGUUCUGCUGCCUGUAUCGUUCUUGGUGUCACAACCCUGUGGCCACCGUGUCUCUCUGCUUCCUGACCCAGAACUACCGCCAUGCCUAUGACCUCAUCCAAAAGUUCGGUGAUUUGGAGGUGACUGUAGACUUCCUCAUGGAAGUUGACAAGCUGGUACAGUUGAUCGAGAGCCCCAUCUUUACCUACUUGCGUCUCCAACUGCUGGAUGUGGAGAACAACCCAUACCUGAUCAAGGCCCUGUACGGCCUGCUGAUGCUGCUGCCCCAGAGCCAGGCCUUCCAGCUGCUCUCCCACCGCCUGCGCUGUGUGCCUAACCCAGAGCUUAUGAGGACAGUGGAUGAGUCAAAGUACAUUGAGUCUAAGCCUGUUGGCACCAAGCGUCCGGCCUACACCCACAUGGACUACAAUGACCUGCUGCAGCACUUUGACCGUGUCCAGAGCAAACACCUGGAGGUACGCCACCAGCGCUCUGGCCGCGCUGACCACCCAGACCGGAAGCUGAUGCUGUGACGCAUUGGGACCAUCUUUGACCCCUGAGGCAGGGCACUGCGUCAAGCCUUCUCCCACGCAUGCCCACACAUGGCGACGCAAAACACCCCAAUCGGUAACUUAAAGGAACCAAACUGAAUGAAGACGGCUCAUCUCUUGUUUAGGAGCACCCUUGUGCUAUAAUAAAUUUUUUAGCCAUUGAGCGUUCUGUAGGAAUAAAGGACAUCAAUUACGAUUUUUAUUUUUUAAACAGUAUUUCUUUUGUUCAGGUGCUGGAAGUGUUGCACACACACACACACACUGCCCAUACAUUUGUAUUUAACCCUGAUUUCUCCAGAUGCAUGGACAAUUUGUUUAGGCCCACCCAAUCCUGUUGUAAGAAGUGACACUACCUUAUUUUGACUGGAGGACGAUCAAAGCUUGAUAUUAGGUCAGGGGAAACCGCUUGCAUGUUAUGUUUAGUUUUUUAAAUAAUUAACACCAUCUUUGUUCUCACUAUUUAAACUGCUUGAUGUUACUUGGCAGGCCCAUAUUCCACAGUUGUCCCAAAAGACCUGUACGAUGGACAUGUUCUUCCGACUCUAGUUUUAGGCUCUUGUUCCACAAAGCUAAACAACUGGACACUCCCUCCCCUGAAUUCAAGUCCUGCUUAUUGAACAGUGUUAAAUAUAUCUCUCUUGGCCCCUGAACUCUCCUCCACCCUUCCCUUCUCAUUUCUCUCUUCUCUACAGCCAGUUUUUUUUCCCACCAACUGACUGCUCUGCACCCCUUUUUUCUCCUUUGAACUGUUGUCAUUUACUUAUUUCUUAUUGCUACCAUACCUGCUUCCUGACCAGGCCUUCUGUAGACAGACUGACCAUGUGUUAUCAAGUGAAACGUAUCAAAUAAAGUGGACCAUGUAUAAUAA